Molecule: messenger RNA, 1360 nt
Organism: Vicugna pacos (alpaca)
Lineage: Eukaryota; Metazoa; Chordata; Mammalia; Artiodactyla; Camelidae
Source: RefSeq, a predicted model, not a curated record
CAGGGGAGCUCAUUACCUAAUGUGAGAUGCAGCAGCAUUCCAGUGGUUAGGGGCCCAUGGGCCUUUUUUUAUGUAUAAUUAGUUGAAAUAAAUGGCAAAAUCAACACUUUUAAAUAGUAGCAGAUGACAGAACUUUGACUUUUUCAGGGAACUGAAACAUUCUCCUGGACUAACACAGCACAUUUCAGAGGUCAAUGAAGGUCAAAUGAAAACAAGGGUCGACAGCUUCCAAGACCAGCCUUGGGGUCCUCUCUGUCCAUUUGGUAGCAGUUGCCGUGGGUGAUUCUAGCCUUGGAGUCCUAAGCUGGGUGUGGCUUAAACCUGCUCAAAGCAGCAAAACCAGAAAUGAAUACAAUAGAGAUUUUGAGAAAAUGCAAAUAUGCCAGAGGAUUAUCCCGAUCAGUUUGAUGAUGUCAUGGAUUUUAUUCAAGCCACCAUCAGGAGACUGAAAAGGUCACCAGAUAAACAAAUGGCCGUCCUUCCGCGGAGAGACCGGCACCGGCAGGCCACGGCGGCUGGCCCGGAGACGUCCAGGGGGAAAGCUCGGCGGGGCCAGAGGGGCCGAAAUCGGGGGUGUGUCUUGACUGCCGUCCAUUUAAAUGUCACUGAUUUGGGUUUGGGCUAUGAAACCAAGGAGGAACUCAUUUUCAGGUACUGCAGCGGCUCCUGUGAUGCAGCCGAGACAAUGUAUGACAAAAUAUUAAAAAACUUAUCCAAAAAUAGAAGGCUGGUGAGUGACAAAGUCGGGCAGGCGUGUUGCAGACCCAUCGCCUUUGAUGACGACCUGUCCUUUUUAGAUGAUAACCUGGUUUACCAUAUUCUAAGAAAGCAUUCCGCUAAAAGGUGUGGAUGUAUCUGACUCUGGCUCCAGAGACCGCUGUGUAUUGCAUUCCUGCUACAGUGCAAAGAAAGGGACCAAGGUUCCCAGAAAAUGUUUGCCCAGAAGGGAAGAUGAGGACCAAGGAGGUGGAGGAGGAGGAGGAAGGCAGCCGUUGUGGGAGCCUGGUAGAGAGAGAUCCAGCUACAGAAAACCGGACGGGAGAGAGGAAACAGCCGUCCACCUUCUCCCGGACAGCAGCCAACGGCGGCAGCAGCUCAGGGCUGGUGUCCCUGGUUGGGUGUUGCCAUCUUUUCAUCUGAUACAGUCCACCGGCACCGGUCACAGGCGCAGUUGCGGAUGCACAUGAAACCAAACCAGUGUGUCUCCUGUGGUUUGUUUUCACAUGUCAGGAGUCACCAGGGAAACAGUCCUCCUGGUGUCAUUCCUUGUCGUUACGUUUUACUGCUGAAAGCAAGAAAGGUUUAUUUUUCUGUCACUCAAUGGAGACAUACCCCAGAAGGAGGGAAAAGAAGAAGAAAA